Molecule: messenger RNA, 6360 nt
Organism: Ooceraea biroi (clonal raider ant)
Lineage: Eukaryota; Metazoa; Arthropoda; Insecta; Hymenoptera; Formicidae
Gene: Ephrin
Product: ephrin
Biological process (GO): ephrin receptor signaling pathway; axon guidance
Cellular component (GO): plasma membrane
Molecular function (GO): ephrin receptor binding
Source: RefSeq, a predicted model, not a curated record
GUGACGGUGCUACGUCGUCGUCCACGUUGUUACCAUGGUUUCCACGUCCUUCGUGACUCUGGUGUUCCUCGUGUGCCUGCAAACGGUACUACUGUCGACUGUGAGCAACUGCGCGAAGACGAUCAGCAUGUACUGGAACACCACCAACUCCAUAUUUCGAAUAGACAACACAGAUCAUAUAAUCGACGUGAACAAGAACAACGCAGCGUUCGAGUAUGAUCAAGUCAAUAUAAUAUGUCCCGUCUACCCAUCGGACACGUAUGAUGACGAUACUGAGAAGUACAUCAUCUACAAUGUGUCCAAGGAGGAGUAUGAGACAUGUCGGAUAACGAACCCGAGUCCGCGGGUGAUAGCGGUGUGUGACAAGCCGCGCAGAACGAUGUACUUCACCAUCACCUUCAGGCCGUUCACGCCACAGCCCGGGGGCCUCGAAUUCCUCCCGGGCCACGAUUACUACUUCAUCAGCACCUCGUCCAAGGACGACCUCCACAGGCGCAUCGGCGGACGGUGCACCAGCCACAACAUGAAGGUCGUCUUCAAGGUCUGCUGCGGCAAUGAGGCCGAGACGUCCUCGUCAGCGACGUCGCGUAACAACUCCGUAGCCGUGACCAGCAGCACCGUGACCAGCAGCAGCUCGACGAGCACCGCGGUUUUGGGCGGCGGAGCCGCCGGUCUGCCACCCCAGCCACCGCCGAUUGUCUACAGGGGCGGGGAUCGAUUCUACCCGGGGGGCAGCAUUCAUCAUCAUCACGAUCAUCAUCAGGGCACGGCGGCGCCGACCCUACCCCACAUGCCCUCGCCGCCCCUCUAUCCCGCGCAUCCACAUCAGCCGCAGUUGCCAGUGCACAAUGGACCGCCGUCCUCGAUCACGCCGCCCAAGACCUCGAUCGGCCAGAAGAAGAAGAACAAGGAGUACUCGGACCAUCCGAACGAGGUAGUGAAGAACGAGGAGCUGACGUACAACCGUGCGGACUCGUACGUCGUCUCGUCGCGGGUACGGUACGCGCAAAGCCUGAUCCUGGCGACAGUCAGCCUGCUGAUGAACGCGUUGCUGCAGCAGCUCCUGCGGUGAAGCGGCAGCAUCGGCCACGUACGAGAACGUCGUAUAUCCCAUGCGUCGAAACCCCUUCUUCUGUGAUUAUCCUACGUUUAAUUGAUUUCUUGAGCGGCGCGCGAGGCAUACACGCGCGUCCCCUCGGCCGUCCCCUCGAUCGUAGUAAGACACGCACGAUCCGUAGUCGCGUCGACUCGAGAGAUGCAGCGGAAAGGAGAAAAGAAAGAGAAAGAGAGGGGAGAAGGAUAGAGAGGGAAAGAGAGAGAGAGAAGAAAAGACGAAGGCGAAGAACGAGAGAAAUACAUCGAGGGAGAAGACACGCACGGUGCACGAGCGGCAACGCCAUAUUAACUGCAAUUAACGGACUAACGGGGUUCCCGGGGUAGAGUAUUGCAGGACAAAUGAAGACAACGGAGCCGAGGGUACGAGACGGGAGGGUAGCGGAGGAGAAAGCAGAAAAAAGACGGAAAAGAAAAAAGAACACUACUACUAGACACUACUUAUAGUACACGCCCACUAUUAUCACUACUAUAAAUGGUAGUCGUAUUGGUUGUCCUUCUUAUCAUUACGCUAACUGUAAGUAUUUAUUCGAAUACGUGAGAGGACGGGAGCGCGAGAGUCGCGGCAGCGUGCUAAGUAUCCUCGAGCGAGAGUACGAGGAGCAUACGAGGGGGGGACGUCGUCUCCCCGGCAUACGCUGGUAUCGGGGCUGCGCGAAUCUCCCCGUCGAAUCGCGUUCUUUGAUCGAAGCGUCGCGAGUCGGAGUUAAUUCGACAGAAAAACAAUGAGAGAACAAAGAUAAAUGGACUCGCGACGGCUAUGGGCGACGAACGAUCCUUCGUUAAGGGGUCCUCGCUCGGAGCCGGCAAGGAAAGUGGCUUUUCCCGAGCGCGAUCGUCCGAGCGCGCCGCGCCUCGAGAAAAGAGUACCUGAAAAUCCUGGGAUGUUCUCGGUUCGCGGCCAAGGCGGUAACAGUAAUCUGAGGGGCAGAGACGGCCCUUCCUCGUCGCGACAAGCUCCUGGCAAUCCCGCAGACGCUUGAAUUCGAACUUAUCGCGCCAUGGUAUCUCGAUCAUCCGCCGGACGAGGAAUCGAAGAAUUAGAAAGGAUCGCGUGGGAGUAAUCGUAUCUCUCGCGCGGCGUCUGUGCUCGGACCGAUCGCCGCGGACGCCGGCCGGGACGCCGAGGACGAAGGAUCAUUCGAGUUUCGCGUGCGGAGAUCGUGAGUAGGAUAGUUAGCACGCGUGUAAAUAAAUUCCUAAUGAAUAUGUACAAGUGGCUCUUGUGGCCGCCAUUGCCGACAGGCAGCAGGGGGCCGGGGAGGUUUAAGAAAGAGUGCCGUAUUUCUAGGUAAAUCUUAUAAUACUGAGAGAAUGAGAGGAAGAAGAAUGCUGCACGUGAAAGUCAAAGAGAGGAAACUGCGAGUAAACGUAUGAGUGUUAAAAAGACUUUAUGCGAGCACCGCGACGAUGCUCAGCGAACGUGAGUCACUUAUUUGUGUGAAUUUCUGCCAUUACCAACGGUCAGAUUAUUCUCGCGAGUCAACGAGAAUGAGAAUAGAUAUAAUAUCUCCUUGACUCGGUGAAAAAAAAAUAACAAAGAAAAGAGCGAGCGAGCGAGCGAGAGAAUUAGAAAAUAGCGUGCAAGGGAGACUGAGUCGCGAGUCGAGUAAGAGACAUGUUUGUAUAAUAGCUGUACCAUACCGAGACUUCUAUCUAUAGAUCUGUAUUAUAUUUAUUAUAUCCGCUAUCAUUACACUACGAAUAUUCAACACUCGAUAUUCUAUAUAUUUGCUAGCGAAAUAUAAAAUUUAAUAGCAAACAAAUUAACGUACUGCCGGCGCCGGGGUGGAAACGGCGAUCGCGCGGCGUACGAACGAACUCCCCCCCGGAGCCAAUUCCCCGUCGUUUGUUGUUUUUCCCUCGCUCUUGAUUGCGUUCCGAUUAUUCGUACAUGAGUAACGUUUCUAUUCAUGCUGUUCACGGUAUCUGACUAAUCGGCCAUUCAAUCACGUUCCCGAUUUAUUGAUCCUUGUUUCUGCGUCCUUUUUUUUCUAUUGUUCUAUUUAUUAUUGAACGCCAGAAAAAAAAGACUUUCAGCGCCCGUGUAUGCGUUUCGCGUCCGUAAUGCGGUGCAAUGGAAAAUUCACGCACCACGGAGAAGCGUAAUUGCGUGUACGCGCGCACGCGGACGCGACACGCAAGAACGAUGGGCGAAGCAGUGAGUAAUUUUUUUCGUUCGCGUCGGCCAUGGGAGGAAAAUCACGAGAGGAACGCGACUGCACUAACGAAUUAUUGUAAAUAUACGAAUUUACGCGCGGGAAACGAGUAACGGGAAAAUUGCGCGCGAAUGCCGUGCUCUGUGUGUAUAUGUGUAUGUGUAUGCUGUGAGAGAAUGGAAGCGCGAAGAACAGAGAUCCUUAUUCAAUUACCGUAGCGAAACCGGAAGUCCUCGCGCGCGGUUGAAGAUUGCUCGAUGCGCGGCCUAACUCGUUUUCAAAAGUUUAUUCACGGUUCAUCAUCUCCAUUUGUAUCUGCGACUGCGAAUGAUCGUGACCAUUACGAGGAUCAUGCGAACACACAUGGAAAGCUCAACAGCGUGUUAUGUUGUCCAUAAUGAUGUUAUCAAUGAUGUAGUGUUACGAGCACAGGCACGUUUGACUGUCCACUCGUCUCGUUUGUAUCUUUCACGAUUCCAGCUGGCCACCGAUUCGAAUCUCAUGCGUACUCUUUUUUCCCCAAAUAAAUGACGUCAAAUCGUCACACUCGCAGACAAUCGGUAUCGUAUCACGAAAUAUCCAGAGCUAAUCGGAGCAAAAACAUUUACGUUACGAAUAUUCGUUCCCGAUGCCAGUCUCAUUCUGCGACACUUUAUUUUACAUUUUAUUUUGCGGAGAACCACGGCCGCUCGAUGCUACCGCGCGAGGACAUGGCAUUGUGUGAGGAAUCGUGAAAGUGUCAUGAGACAGGCAAUCGUCGAAUUCACCACAGAAGUGGCAUAGAAGAAAGAAGAACACGGGAAAACACCGGUUGAUCGAUCGUUCGUGUACGCUGAAAGGUAAACGCGCUGAGGAUCCGCACAUCCACGUGGAUCCGCAGAUGAAUGGCACUCUCAUUCGCGGCUGGCGAUAAGCGAAUACGUUAUAACGAUAACAUAGACUUCGAACUAUUCGAUAUAGAAAAUAGACAAGGUCACUCACUGCAAAAAUUCACAUUUUUUCUUUUUAUUUUAUCUUCCCCUUUCUUUCGUUUCUGUCGUCCAUCCACCACCACGCAUCCGCACCAUUCUCACACACUCUCACCCACCUAUACACGUACAUACAUACAUACAUUCGCAUACGGAGAAACACAAAUCCCUCAUUGCACAAUCCACACCAGAGACCGCAAGACGUGAGGCGUCCUGCUACUGACGAGGAAAAAAAGGUAUUUUUUUAACAACAGAUAGAAUGCAUCUCCGGUGGGUUUGUUUGUUCAGAGGCGUGUGUAAAUAGAUGUAACGUGUACACGCGGGGAUCUGUGCACGUCGUCGUAUUAACGAGUCAGAUCUAUAUUGCGGUCCACGCGAUCGGUUGAUACCGCUGAUACAAUUUAAACACAGUGUAAAUAAACGUCCGAAGUAGAUUUAAAAAAGGAGAGAGAGAGAGGAAAGAACAGGAUACGCUUCACGUCCAUUCCAUUCGAGGAGGCCUGAGUUCCCGUCUGCCGUUACGUUCUCGGUACGCCGCUUCUCACUUACGUAAUCAUCCACUUGUGUGCGUGUAUAAGAACAAGAAAGGAUGCCGGACGAGGCGCGCGCGGGUGCCUCUCGUCGCGAACGAGAAGUACCACCGCGCGCGCGUAUUCUCACGCAUGAAAAAAAAAAGAAAGAAAAAGAAAAAAAGACAAAGACUUGUUCCUCUCUUCUCGAGAUCGAGGGUAAAAUAUCCGCCGCGCCGACAGCAGGGCCCGCGCGCGCGCGGUUUCUAAUGGAUUAAGUAAUUAACGUAAAGGGGGGUGCGCGUGGAUAUAAAGUGAAUUUCGUAGAGAUACGCGUCUCUCUGUAAAUAUAAACAAAUUAAAAUGAUUAUAUUAAUAAUACGGUAACACACACGUAUACACACACACAGACACGGUGAAAUUUAUAUUAAAAAUGCAUAGCGGAUACGAGAUAGGUUUCUAAUAACGAUUUAUUAUAAAGAUAAAACAGAUGAAUGUAUGUUGAUGUCUAAGAUUUUUAAUAAGACGGGGCGGACACAGAGCGACUAACUGUAAACUACGAUUAAAACUAUUCGUAACCGAGGACACACGAGUACUCUAAUUAAAUUAAACGGGCGAGGCAGGUUCGCGAGUGCGGAGGGACAACACUUAGCCAGAUCGUGAUUUCUCACGUUGCAUAUGUUAUUUUGUAACCCCGGAGCGUACAGGACCCAUACAUACACUCUCGACGUCACGGCUAGCAUACGCGGCAUCUUGUUGCAAGACGACACUCCUGUUAAAAUGACUAAAAGUCGGAAACUGUGUACGCGACACGUUAAUCAAAGGGAGAACGACGAAGGGCGCCACACAGGUAAAAAAUAUCGAACGUAAUGUAUUUCGUUUAGCUUCUUUUCCAGCGCCGAUGUUGCAAUAUCUUCGCCAGGAUUCAUACAUCGCGGUAAUCUCGCUUCGAGUCCGAUCAGCGAUUUAUUUAUCCGUUUUCGUUCGUGCGGACGCGCUUGUUACACGUUCGUUUGAAUUGUUUCACGGAGUUCAACGCAUUUCGUGAAUAAUGAGAUGCGACACGAUGCAUCUCAGAAUAUUAAUGAAAAAUCCCCGGUCUCGCCAAAGGGAGAGGGAGAGUGCAAUAGGGCUCAUUAACGAAUGCGCUCGUCGUUUGCGUGCCGCGCUCGGCUCACCGCCGCGUAUGGUAUCCUUGGAACGGGACCUUAUAGAUUGCGUGUGUUCACCAGUAUGCACAUUCAGUACCAGUACCAGUCGUUCAUUACAGAAUUACAGAAUACAAUACAAAGUAGCGUAGUGUUCAUAACGGUAGUCCACUAUAGCGAAAUAGCAGUUAAACGAGCGGCCACCAGGUUGCGAAAAAAAAAAAACAGGAAAAAAACGCCAUAAUCAACCCAAAAAAAAGAAGAGAGAAAAUUGCAGGUAACAGUACGUAAAGCGAGAGAGGUAAACGUAAAUGAAUUUUUUCACGAGGGCGAGACACACACAGACGUACGCAAGACACGCAUUACACUGGACACAAAGCUGUGCCGCGAAACUGUGCGAGACGCACAGCGAGAGUUUACGUAUGCACGUUAGGAGAGAACGAAAAUGAGAGAAUGAGAGCGA